Brienomyrus brachyistius is the source of this 1567-nucleotide messenger RNA. RefSeq names its product tubulin beta-4B chain. Lineage: Eukaryota; Metazoa; Chordata; Actinopteri; Osteoglossiformes; Mormyridae. Gene Ontology annotation, biological process: mitotic cell cycle; microtubule cytoskeleton organization. The coding region runs from base 122 to 1459 and encodes 445 amino acids. The record is from RefSeq and is a predicted model, not a curated record. The transcript has 4 exons. Gene Ontology annotation, cellular component: microtubule; cytoplasm. Gene Ontology annotation, molecular function: GTPase activity; GTP binding; structural constituent of cytoskeleton.
GAGCCCCGGCUGUUAGUCCGUUAUAGAAGUGCGUUCGCUUUGCUGUGAGCGGCUUGUGGGCAAGUGGGUAAUCUGUGUUACGCGCUUUUAAAGUGAAGCCUAAUUCCGUUCUCUAUUGAAAAUGAGGGAGAUUGUCCAUCUGCAGGCUGGUCAGUGUGGAAACCAAAUUGGAGCCAAGUUUUGGGAGGUGAUCAGCGAUGAGCACGGCAUAGACCCCACCGGCACUUACCACGGCGACAGCGAUCUCCAGCUGGAGAGGAUCAAUGUGUAUUACAACGAGGCCACCGGGGGGAAGUAUGUCCCCCGUGCCGUCCUUGUGGAUCUGGAGCCGGGCACAAUGGAUUCUGUUCGGUCUGGACCCUUUGGGCAGGUGUUCAGACCGGACAACUUUGUCUUCGGCCAGAGUGGUGCCGGCAACAACUGGGCCAAAGGCCACUACACUGAGGGAGCAGAGCUGGUGGAUUCAGUUCUGGAUGUGGUGAGGAAGGAGGCAGAGAGCUGCGAUUGUCUCCAGGGCUUCCAGCUCACCCACUCCCUGGGUGGGGGCACAGGCUCCGGCAUGGGAACGCUGCUGAUCAGCAAGAUCCGUGAGGAGUACCCCGACCGCAUCAUGAACACCUUCAGCGUGGUGCCCUCCCCCAAGGUGUCGGACACUGUCGUCGAGCCCUACAACGCCACUCUGUCCGUGCACCAGCUAGUGGAGAACACUGACGAGACCUACUGUAUCGACAACGAGGCGCUCUACGACAUCUGCUUCCGCACGCUGAAGCUGACCACGCCCACCUAUGGGGAUCUCAACCACCUGGUGUCGGCCACCAUGAGCGGCGUCACCACCUGCCUGCGCUUCCCCGGCCAGCUGAACGCUGACUUGCGGAAACUCGCUGUCAAUAUGGUCCCAUUCCCCCGUUUGCAUUUCUUCAUGCCUGGGUUUGCGCCCCUCACCAGCAGGGGGAGCCAGCAGUACCGCGCCCUCACCGUACCUGAGCUCACCCAGCAGAUGUUCGAUGCCAAGAACAUGAUGGCGGCCUGUGACCCACGUCACGGUCGGUACCUGACUGUGGCCGCGGUCUUCCGUGGACGCAUGUCCAUGAAGGAGGUGGAUGAGCAGAUGCUGAACGUGCAGAACAAGAACAGCAGCUACUUUGUGGAGUGGAUCCCCAAUAACGUGAAGACUGCUGUCUGCGACAUCCCCCCCCGUGGCCUGAAGAUGGCCGCCACCUUCAUCGGCAACAGCACGGCCAUCCAGGAGCUCUUCAAGCGCAUCUCGGAGCAGUUCACCGCCAUGUUCAGGCGCAAGGCCUUCCUGCACUGGUACACUGGCGAGGGAAUGGAUGAGAUGGAGUUCACUGAGGCGGAGAGCAACAUGAACGACCUGGUAUCUGAGUAUCAGCAGUAUCAGGAUGCCACUGCUGAGGAGGAAGGGGAGUUUGAGGAGGAGGGUGAGGAGGAGCUGGCAUGAAGGAAUCUGGCUUUUGUUUUUUUUUUUUUUUUUCCCCCCAAUUUAUUUCUGUCCUUUUAUGUACUGUCAACCUUUUUCAACAAGUUUAAUAAAAUGGAUUGCAUUUCA